This is a messenger RNA of Westerdykella ornata, 2151 nucleotides long. RefSeq lists its product as uncharacterized. The record is from RefSeq and is a predicted model, not a curated record. Gene Ontology annotation, molecular function: protein binding. The transcript has 3 exons. Lineage: Eukaryota; Fungi; Ascomycota; Dothideomycetes; Pleosporales; Sporormiaceae. The coding region runs from base 362 to 1948 and encodes 528 amino acids.
UGAGCCGACGCCUUCAUGUUGCAGGCCUGCUCACAACUCGGGACCGACUAGACAGGACAUCACGACAUCUACCACAUCGCCCUUUGCGCUGCUCAGUACGUUAAGCAGCCCGAGUCCUCCUCCUUGAGUUCCUCUGCCGCCUGGUUCGCCAGCUGAUGGCAGGCUCAAGUAACGUCUUUCUCAGCGGUCCUGAACAGAAGCUUAUACACCUCUUCGGCCUCCUGGUCAUUAUCGACCGGUGCGAUCACACCCUGAAGCAUCACCACUUCCACUGCUUCUAUUCCCGCUUCGUUCUCCUGACCCACGCCCCUGCCGCUGGCUUCCUCCUAUACAAGCUAUUCAAACUAUUCAAGCCGGCAUAAUGUCACACGUAGUUGUAUAUAACUCGUCUGCGAAGACGGUGAGGAUUCCUACGAAUCCCACAAAGUACCUUACAGAGGUGCGCGACGAAGCUUGCCAGAAGUUCAAGGUCAGCAAUGAUCAAUUCACCUUGAAGUAUAACAACAAGCCGAUAUCGCUACAUCAGCAGAUACGGCUUGCGAAUCUGCCUCAGGGUGCGCGGUUGGAGCUCGUACAGGCUUCUAAAUCGCCAACCGUCAUCUCGGUCGCUCUUCAGCUCCCCGAAUCAGAAAAGAAUGUACGACUGACGCAAAAGUUCGCAAGCAAUACAACGUUAUGGGAGAUACUACGGCAGUUUGAGAGCAUGGAAGGUGGCCCCAUAUACAACUUCACCCAGCGCGGUGUUCCGGCAUUGAGUUCGGGUGGAACUUCUGGCGCUGGCCGUUUGAACUACGAGAUGCCCGUAAUCACCGUCAUGCCCGGCCAUAGGGAACAGUCAACAUUUGUUGGUCUGCAACAGACGCUGGGUCAGCUUGGCUUCGACAGCGGUUCCGCUCUGCUGAGGCUGAGCUUUAAGAAUAGUGGAAGACCGUUGGAGGAGGUUAUGACAGAGAUAUCGCAGUACUUCAAGAGCUCGGAACCUGCUGCUCCCGGCGCGCAUGCCGCAGACACAGCUCAAGCCAGUACCGCCCCGGACCCCGACCAAGCUGCACCUGAAGCUACACAGACCGUAGCUGGGGAAAGCAUAAGGAGUGAGGAGCCCGAACCUGAACUGAUGGAUAUGGAUCACGGGGACAGUAAAACAAUCACGACUCCUUCCCUCGGCGAAACUGUUGCUAUUGAAAACACUCAACCCGCACCCUCUUCCCCUCCGGAUCCUAAACCCUCCACUGCAGACUCAACUGUCCCACCGGCUGGUAUGGGCCGGAACGUCAAAAUCUACGCUGCUCCCACGUCGUCUACCCCGCAAGCUGCCCGAGGUGCCUUCGACGAAGGCGACUAUAUCCCCACCAUCGAACACGCCAAAUCCCACCAAGCUGCCCUGCAAGCCCGAACCAAAAACCAACGUCUCCUGUCCGACAAAGAAAUCGCUGAUCAGGAGGCGGCUCGCCAGGAAAAGCUGCUGGCAGCAGCGGAGAAGGGAAGCUCAGUACGCAUCCGCUUUCCCGAUCAGAUGAUUAUCCAGACGUCCAUGAACAAAGAGGAUACCGCAGAGUCGCUGUACAGCUUCGUAGAGGGAUUCUUGCAGCACAAGGAACCGUUCCAACUGAAAUACUUUAGUCCCAUAAAUGGACGUCAAGUCCUCAUUGCACGGGACCAGAAGCGCUUGAUUCAGGAUCUUCGAUUCUCCGCGGCAGAGCUUAUCACGUUCUUGUGGGACGAGAAGGCGUCGACUGAGGCGCGGCUGUCGCGGAAGACUCUGGCGAAGGAAUGGCAGGAUAAGGCGGAGACGUUGAGGGUGGAGGAGCCGGUGGUGGAAGCACCGCCUGCGCUGGCUCAAGCUGAAAGUAGCAAGGCGCAACAAAAGAAGAAAUCCGAGACUAGUAGCGAGGACAAGGAGAGUAAACUGAAGAAUAUCCUUAACAAGGGUUUGUUCAAGAAGCGGUAGGUUACGCAUCAGGGGAAGUGUUUCCUCACUACAGGUAUCGCCCUCUGAGGCAAAUGCUGCCAUGUAUAGUUGGAAGGGUAUCGAGGGCGGGAUCAGCAUAUAAUCUAGUGCAUGCUGGAAGACAUUUGUCCCAGCAUGGUAAAGCAGUUCAAAUGUGCGAAUGGGUGCUGUAAAUGCAAGCAUAUGAUGAUACGCUGAACGAC